This is a messenger RNA of Necator americanus (New World hookworm), 261 nucleotides long. RefSeq lists its product as uncharacterized. NCBI's taxonomy places the organism in Eukaryota, Metazoa, Nematoda, Chromadorea, Rhabditida, Ancylostomatidae. Bases 1 to 261 code for a protein of 86 amino acids. The transcript has a single exon. The record is from RefSeq and is a predicted model, not a curated record.
AUGUGCAAGUCGCGAGGGAAAACGACCCCUUCAAGAGAAGAGUUGGGAACUCUUAUUGUCGAGAUCGAAAGCAUGCUAAAUACACGACCUCUAGUAUACGUGGGAGCGGAGAACGAUUCGCAGAGCGUUUUGCGACCUAUUGACUUCAUUCAGAAUGAGUUUGCAGUACCAUCUCCGCUUCAAACAGGAGAUGCUCAGACAGAUGAUUCCGACACCGCAACGCCAGCCGAGUGGCUGGCUUCACAGGCGAAGCUACAAUAA